AUGGCUUCACACACAAAGGACCCCAUUACUUGUCACGUUCUUGACACUCAGGCUGGUCGCCCCGCUCGCGGCAUCCGCGUCCGCCUUGAAGGUCCCAUUCCUGCUUAUGCCAACCCGCACUCAUCCGCUCAGCCUCGGGCCAACACCUUUGAGUCCAUCACUGACGAGGAUGGUCGCGUUACUUCCUGGUUGCCCUUUCUCUCCGAGGACUCUGCCGGAGAGCCUCCCCUCCAAACUCUUGUUGAAGUCCUUGAGGAUCGCAAGGGAAAGGGCUCAUCUCGCUGGACGUUGCGCUUCGACACCGGGGCUUACUUUGGCGAGGACAAGACCUUUUUCCCAGAAGUGACGGUUACCUUCCGUAUGGAGGAGAGGCAGACGUACCAUGUUCCUCUACUGCUGAGCCCCUACAGCUACACCAGCUACCGUGGAAGCUAA
This is a messenger RNA of Fusarium coffeatum, 435 nucleotides long. RefSeq lists its product as uncharacterized. Lineage: Eukaryota; Fungi; Ascomycota; Sordariomycetes; Hypocreales; Nectriaceae. Gene Ontology annotation, molecular function: hydroxyisourate hydrolase activity. Gene Ontology annotation, biological process: purine nucleobase metabolic process. The coding region runs from base 1 to 435 and encodes 144 amino acids. The record is from RefSeq and is a predicted model, not a curated record. The transcript has a single exon.